Molecule: messenger RNA, 1321 nt
Organism: Olea europaea var. sylvestris
Lineage: Eukaryota; Viridiplantae; Streptophyta; Magnoliopsida; Lamiales; Oleaceae
Product: V-type proton ATPase subunit H-like
Exons: 6
Coding region: 1-1119 (372 amino acids)
Biological process (GO): proton transmembrane transport
Cellular component (GO): vacuolar proton-transporting V-type ATPase, V1 domain
Molecular function (GO): proton-transporting ATPase activity, rotational mechanism; protein binding
Source: RefSeq, a predicted model, not a curated record
AUGAGCGCCGCCCCUCGAAGGCAAGUACAAGCAGCAGCUCGCUGCUGCAUAAGCGGCAGCAACAAUAUGCAGCGUUCGACAGUAGCGAUAUGCUACGUUGUGCGUCAGUUGCCCCUGCAAGCGAGCACCGUGCUCGCAUGCUGCAGCGUAUGCGCUGCCGCCUCACGCAGUCGACGGCGAUUUCAGCCGCCGGUCGCUGCCACUGAAAAUUUGUUGGAUCUACAUUCACUUGAUAUAGAAAGCAAUUCACUUCCUUAUACCUGCUUACUUGUACAGCUGAAGAAACCUACCCAUCCUAGCCGUGGCAUUCCAACGGCUAUCAAUUGCCUUGCAAUUCUGCUCAAGGAGCCUGUGGUUCGAUCUUCAUUUGUUCAAGAUGAUGGAGUGAAGCUGCUUGUUCCUCUAAUUUCUCCUGCAUCCACUCAACAGUCCAUCCAGCUCCUCUAUGAAACAUGUCUUUGUAUUUGGCUCUUGUCUUACUUUGAUCCUGCGGUUGAGUAUUUGGCUACGUCUAGAACCCUUCCACGGUUGAUUGAAGUUGUUAAGGGAUCCACAAAGGAAAAGGUUGUCAGGGUAGUUGUCUUGAUUCUUAGGAACUUGCUCCACAAGGGGAACUUUGGUGCUCAGAUGGUAGACCUAGGAGUGCCACGGCUUGUUCAAAGUUUGAAAGCACAGGCGUGGAAUGAUGAGGAUCUGCUGGAAGCUCUAAAUCAACUGGAAGAAGGACUUAAAGAUAAUAUAAAGAAGCUAAGUUCUUUUGAUAAAUAUAAGCAGGCUGUCCUCCUUGGACAUCUUGAUUGGUCACCUAUGCACAAAGAUCCUUUAUUCUGGCAGGACAAUGUUACCAACUUCGAAGAAAACGAUUUCAAGAUCCUGAAGGUCCUCAUAACAAUUUUGGACACGUCCACUGAUGUUAGAACGCUUGCCGUUGCUUGCUUCGAUCUCUCACAGUUCAUACACUACCAUCCUGCUGGGCGUAUCAUCCUGACUAACCUCAAAGCAAAAGAACCGGUGAUGAAACUGAUGAACCAUGAAAAUGCAGAGGUUACCAAAAAUGCUUUGCUCUGCAUCCAAAGGCUUUUCUUAGGUGCCAAAUAUGCAAGCUUUUUGCAGGCUUAAGUAUCAUUUAUGGAGGACAGUUUUUGUCCACAUUUUUUAUGUUCGUACACAAUGAGUAAGUAUGUUCAGUUUUCUUAUGUAUAAUGUCACCUACUCGGUCGAGAGCUUGGUUUUUCAUUUAUCUCAUCACUAAUGUUAUACACUGUACUCAUUUGUUUCUAACCUUUUCUAGUCUCUAUGAAGGAAACAUGGGCUUAUGCAA